Messenger RNA from Lytechinus pictus (painted urchin), 6572 nucleotides. RefSeq names its product ATP-dependent 6-phosphofructokinase, muscle type-like. Gene Ontology annotation, cellular component: cytoplasm; 6-phosphofructokinase complex. Bases 224 to 2746 code for a protein of 840 amino acids. Gene Ontology annotation, molecular function: identical protein binding; 6-phosphofructokinase activity; monosaccharide binding. The record is from RefSeq and is a predicted model, not a curated record. Gene Ontology annotation, biological process: fructose 6-phosphate metabolic process; fructose 1,6-bisphosphate metabolic process; canonical glycolysis. The transcript has 22 exons. NCBI's taxonomy places the organism in Eukaryota, Metazoa, Echinodermata, Echinoidea, Temnopleuroida, Toxopneustidae.
GCAAUGCUCCUCUCAAUAGUCGUAUUCUGCGCAUAUGUUUAUCGUAUCGGCCUUCACCUUCAGCUGGUAUCUGUUACUGGUAGGAAAGCCAUUUCAGUCAAAAUACAGCCGAAUUAUACUAAUACUAUAUACAGUAAACCAACCGUUUUAGAUCGUGUAUAAGCUGUUGCUUGUACCUCAAGACCUUUAUUCUUUCCAGCAAGUAAGUGUAAUCGAAGAGAACAUGACUGAUCCAAUUCCAAGCUCGCCGACGAAGCGGGCACGGCAAGACCCUCUCCCCGACUCUAGCCCGGUGGAUGAAGUCGGCGAAUUGACAUCGCCCAGCAGACAAAUGCUUGCACAACCAAGCCCUUUACACUUGCAAAGACGCCAAACAUUGUCAUAUGAUACGGUAGAUACGGUAGGCCAGUUUGCAUCAAGAGGAGAGGGCUUUAAUAUGGUGGGAGAAGGAAAAUGUAUUGCAGUAUUCACAAGUGGAGGUGAUUCACAAGGUAUGAAUGCAGCUGUGAGAUCAGUUGUACGAAUGGGAAUCUAUGUAGGCUUCAAAGUUUAUGCAAUACAUGAGGGUUACCAAGGGAUGUGUGAUGGAGGUGAUCACAUCAAGGAGCUUUCAUGGUCUGAUGUUUCUAACAUCAUCCAGCUGGGUGGUACCGUGAUUGGAAGCGCUCGCUGCAAGGAUUUCCGUGAGAGAGAGGGAAGAAAGAGAGCUGCUAUGAACCUCAUCAAGAAAGGUAUCAAUAAUCUAGUGGUGAUUGGAGGAGAUGGAAGCUUGACUGGUGCUAACAUCUUCAGACAAGAAUGGGGAAAUUUUGUGGCAGAACUUUCAAAAGAAGGCAAGAUUACUGCUGAAGAGGCUAAAGUAUGUGAAUACCUCAAUAUUGUAGGAAUGGUUGGUUCUAUUGACAAUGAUUUCUGUGGUACUGACAUGACCAUAGGUACAGACACUGCAUUGCAUCGUAUUCUAGAGGCAGUAGAUGCUAUCAGUACUACAGCAUCAAGCCAUCAGCGUUGUUUUGUACUGGAGGUUAUGGGUCGUCACUGUGGUUACCUAGCCUUGGUUGCAGGCUUAGCAUCAGCUGCUGAUUGGAUCUUCAUUCCUGAGAUGCCACCAGAUGCAGAAUGGGAAGAUAAGAUCUGUAACAAACUUACACAGACUAGAAAGUUCGGUAAACGUCUAAACAUUAUCAUCGUAGCUGAAGGUGCUCUUACCCAAGAUGGAGAUCCUAUCACAGCCAAUAUCAUCAAGGAUUUAACUGUGAAACGUCUAGGUUUUGAUACCAGAGUGACUGUUCUAGGUCAUGUCCAGCGAGGUGGUAACCCAUCUGCCUUUGAUAGGAUUCUGGGAUGUAGGAUGGGUGCUGAAGCAGUUCUAUCCCUCGUAGACACCAAACCUGAUAUGCCAGCCUAUGUCGUAUCUCUGGAUGGUAAUAAGGCUAUACGGGUUCCUCUCAUGGACUGUGUCAGGAAGACCCAAGCAGUUGGUGAAGCACUGAAAGGGAAAGAUUUCAAGAAAGCCUGCUCACUCAGAGGAAGGAGUUUCCUGAGCAACCUUAGUAUAUACCUGACUCUGUCCAGAGUGAAGCCAAAGGAAGAAGUGUGCAGCUUGGAUGGUAGACAUUGCGCUAGUAACUACAAUAUGGCUGUUAUGAAUGUUGGAGCACCAGCAGCUGGCAUGAAUGCAGCUGUGAGGGCGUUUAUCAGAACCUCUCUCUUUCAUGGAUACAGGGUUUAUCGUAUCAAUGAUGGAUUCGAAGGUCUUAUUGCUGAUCAGGUUCAGUUAUCAGGUUGGAUGGAUGUUAGUGAUUGGGUUCGACAAGGAGGUUCUAUACUAGGAACUAAUAGGACAACUCCAAAGAAGAACAUGGCUGUUGUUGCAGAGAAGAUCAAGAAGUAUAAUAUUAAUGCUCUUCUGUUGGUUGGUGGCUUUGAGGCUUACAACAGUGCUAUCCAGUUAUUAGCUGCUCGGAAGGAAUAUCCAGAGCUAUGCAUCCCUGUGGUUGUGAUACCAGCAACGGUCAGUAACAACGUACCAGGGACGGACUUCAGUCUUGGAUGUGAUACUGCCCUCAAUGCCAUCGCUGAUAUUUGCGAUCGUAUCAAGCAAUCUGCCAGUGGCUCAAAGAGGCGUGUCUUCAUCGUAGAGACCAUGGGUGGUUACUGUGGUUACCUAGCAACCAUGAGCGGCUUAGCAGGAGGAGCUGAUGCAGCUUACAUAUAUGAAGAACCUUUCUCUAUAAAGGAUCUGGAGCUUGAUGUAACUCACUUGGCAGCCAAGAUAGCUGAUGGUGUUCAGAGAGGACUUAUUCUCAGGAAUGAGAAUGCAAGCAGUAAUUUCACCACCGAGUUCCUCCAGCGUUUAUACUCUGAGGAAGGCAAGCAUCUCUUUACUACAAGGAUGAAUGUACUCGGUCACAUGCAACAGGGUGGUAGUCCAACAGUGUUUGAUCGUAAUAUGAGUACAAAGCUUGGUGUUAAAGCAUCAAACUUCCUUCAAGAAAAGAUCAAGGAAUGCUCCAAAGAUGGCAAGGUGUUCACAGAUUGUGAUAGUACAGUAUGUCUAUUAGGCAUCUCACAGCGAGUGGUUGGGUUCACACCAGUCAAGGAAUUGGAGAAAUACACAGAUUUUGAGCAUCGGAUCCCCAAAAAUCAAUGGUGGAUGAAAUUGCGCCCUCUUCUGAGGAUUCUUGCCAAGCAUGUAGAGAUCUAUGAAUCUGAGACAGAGGGUGUGGAAAAACCAGUAGACUAGAAUCAUCUGCUAUGUCAGAUAAGCUCCAACUCACCACAUUACUUGUUCAAUGUGUUCCAUGCCAAGCCACUGUUGUGCUAUCUUGAUAAUCAACAUAUUCUUGAAAUUUCUUCCUGCGAAUCAUCAAUUAAACCUUAGAAUCAUAAUGGAGAUAGAUAAGUGGCAUACUCUGUGUGUUUGAUUUCUUCAUGUUUGAAGACCUGCCAAUCCCUUGAAUUUCAAAACAUGUAUUCUUAUUAGCUUACCAUUGUAUUUACUGGGGGAAAAUAAGAGAAAGCACAUGCAUGUGGAAUUUGGGAGGGGUUGAGUCACCUUAUGAGGAAAUAGUGGUGCCUAUACAUCCUAGUGUUUUAAGUUCAUAGAAAACAAGUAUACAGUAAAUACAACAAGAUCAUACUGGCUGGCUGGUCUGCAAACUGCAUAAUUCCAUGAAAGACGAUUUUUGGGCCCUUUAACACAAAAGCAUACAGAGUAUACAAUUGUUUGCAAUAGUCUAUAUGGCAAACUUUGUAUGAAAUAUUACAAUUGAUAUAUAUUUCAUGUCCCAUGGGUUUGUGUGUGUGUGCUAUUUUUCGCAUUGUAUGAACUGCCAUUCAUGUACCUGAUGAUUAUUUUCAAGAAAGCUCCUUCCUCUUAAACAUAGGUUUGUAAUUAGUUGUUACAGAAGUUACUAAGAUGAAAAUAUAUAAAUAUGAUAUUUAUAAGAAAAAUCCGCAAGCAUCAUUAUUAAGUACCCAGAUUUAGGAAGGGACCCAAACUUUGGUUCAUUUUCAGAUAAGUUCUCAGAUUGGCAUCAUUUUUUGUCUCGCCUGCAUAGCAGAGCGAGACUAUAGGCGCCGCUUUUCUGACGGCGGCGUCGUCAACAUUGAAAUCUUAACCAAGGUUAAGUUUUUGAAAUGUCAUCAUAACUUAGAAAGUCUAUGGACCUAGUUCAUGAAACUUGGACCUAAGUGUAAUCAAGUAUUACUGAACAUCCUUACUGAGUUUCAGGUCACAUGACCAAGGUCAAAGGUCAUUUAGGGUCAAUGAACUUAGACCAUGUUGGGGGAAUCAAUAUCAAAAUCUUAACCAAGGUUAAGUUUUUGAAAUGUUGGCAUAACUUCAAAAUUAUAUGGACCUAGUUCAUAAAACUCAGACAUAAGGGUAAUAGUGUAUCACUGAAGAUUCUGCGUGAGUUUCAGGUCACAUGAUUAAGGUCAAAGGUCACUUAGGGUCAACGAACUUUGGCUAUGUUGGGGUUAUUUUGGGAAUUGUCAUAACUUUAAAAGUUUAUGGAUCUUGGUCAUGAAGCUUGGACAUAAGAGCAACCAUGUAUCCCUGAAUAUCAUGUGCGAGUUUCAGGUCACAUGACCAAGGUCAAAGGUCACUUAGGGUCGACAAACUUUGUCCAUGUUGGGGUUAUUUGAGGAAUUGUCAUCAUAACUUCGAAAUCUUAUGAAUCUAAUUUAUGAAACUUGGACAAAAGAGCAAUCAAGUACCCUUGAACAUCCUGUGCGAGUUUCAGGUCACAUGACCAAGGUCAAAGGUCAUUUAGGGUCAACAAACUUUGGUAAUAUCGGGGGUAAUUGUGGAACUGUCAUCAUAACUUUAGAAGUUUAUGGAUCUAGUUGAAGAAACUUGGACAUAAGAGCAGCAAUGUAUCCCUGAAUACCCUGUGCCCAUUUCAGGAACAUGGCCAAGAUCAAAGGUCAUUUAAAGGUCAAUGAACUCUGGCCGUGUUGGGAGUAUGUUUUGAAUUAGCAUCAUAACUUAGAAAGUUUAUGGAUCUAGCUCAUGAAACAUUGACAUAAGGGUAAUCAAGUAUGAAUGAUUGUUUUGUGCAUGUCUUAGGUCACAUGAUCAAAGGUCAUUUUGGUUCAAAGGACAUAAUAUUUUAUUAUCAUAUCAGUGUUAUCUUCUGUGAAUAAUUAUUCAUUAGCUGUUUUCAAAGGCAGCUUUGCUGCUAUAUCGAAUUGCGUAAUGCAGGCAAGAUUGCCAGAGGCGUUCCACUUGUUUUUUUGUUAGCAUGCUGAUUAGAUGAAUAUUUGGAGAAUUCGUAGCUUCCAUUAAUAGUAAGCUAUACUAUAUAUUAUAUAGUUGUAUUUUAAUGCACGUUGUUCUCCAUACCAUAUGUAAGUUACAAAAUAGAUCAAUUAUGAAAAAGUGAUAGUUAAUAGGUAGUUGAAUUUCAAUAGGUCUUGAUCUGCCUCUGUGCUGUAGCUAACAAACAGUUGUUGGAAUGAGACUUAUGUACAUAUAAAGUACUCCUAACAUUCAUGUUAAGCCACUAUCAGUAUUGAACUGGUUUUAUGACUUCCGGUUGUAUAAUGAAACAGUGUAUAUGAAAACUGCUUUGCGAUACAUAAUGCCUAAUAGCAACUUUUUUCACACAGAGGCAAGUACUGUUCAGUUGUGAAAUACAGAGUAAUUAGCAGAUUAGCACAGUGAUAAGUGUUAACUUAUAUUUCUGUAGAACUAUAAGAAUAAAACUAUACUAUUAAGUAUAUUCAUGUGUAGGCCCCGUAAUACAGAUUAUUCACAUGAAUGAAUGAAUUUAUUUAUUAUCCAAUGCAAUGAUAUUAACCAUUUUACAAGUUUACAGCCAAUUAGUUAUGAAUACAUAGAAAAGUAAGGAUAAUAGAAACCAGAAAAUACAUAGAUUAGCUGAUAUUAAUGAAAAGAAACUACCACCGUUAUAGCAGAAAGAUGUCAGUAUUUUGAUGUUUAUAUCAUCUAAAAUUGACAUUUUAUCAGAAUAUAUUAUGUUAUUACCUGCAUUUUUUUAUUAAAGUACUAAGAGCUUUUGAAAUGAUGUACUGAUAUUAAGACUUUAAUUUAUGAGGUGCAUUGCUGCAGUGUAAUCAAUCUUAUAAAUCAAUUGUGACUAUUUAUUUCUGUCUAAUCUGAGUUCAUACUGUGACUGAAAUAUCAUCCUAAGCCAUUUAUGUAGAUUCAGUGUAGAUAUGAUGGGAGAAGCAGUAUAUGAAUUGACAAAUAUUGGAACAGCAUACAGAAUAUUAGUGUUGCUUUUCCAUGUAUCGUUGUAGUUGGUUGACUAAUAUUUUUGUAGUCAUGCAGCUUGUAAACAGCUGUAACAAUCUAUUAUGUCCAUUUAUAUCCAUAUCCAUAUCUGAGAGUGAAGAAAGGUCUUUUCUUGAAUUUCUUUUUUUUAUGAAUUACUUUAUUGUAUGCAAUGAAAAUUCAAGAGUACCUCAUUUUUAUACAGGGAUAAUUUUCCUGUAAAGGCAUGAUUGUAUUUCUACACCAAGUUUGUUUUGUUAUGUACCAGUUUCGUGUAUGCCUGCAGUUAUGCUUUGCAGCAUGCCUCUAAUAAAUAAAUAGCACUUCAUUUGAUUGGGAGUUAGAGGAGUUCUAAAUAUUAUUUUAUAUAAUGUUGAAUGGUAAUAGAUUGAAACUUUGAUGUGAUUUUAUAGACUGUAGAAUGAAGAUACCUUAUUUUUAUGUAAUAGAAGAUAUAAAAGAAAAUCAUAUGAUGGUUAUAAAGGUUUUAUUUAUUAUAUCGUGUUUGUGUGCAUGUGAUGCUUCAUAGGUCUAUUCAGAAUGCAUAAAUUUGUACCAAAUAUGGCAGAUUUUUUAAAAAGGAUUGUUUCAAUAUUUGUUGAAAAUAGUACUGCAGUGGUGUAGUCUUUGAGAUUGUCAGGUUUAGUCAAAAUCAUGUUCUUUCCCAAAUGAUGCACAGUAAUGUGAUUUCAAUAUAUUUGUUGGCAUUGUGUUUAUAUCAUCAGACAUCUCAAUGGUGUGUGAAUUAGUAGCUAUAUUGUGCUUGAAAUUUGUGUAGAGAUGUACAUAUAUGAUAUGUGCACAUUAUAGGCUAGAAAUAGCUAUG